Lodderomyces elongisporus is the source of this 834-nucleotide messenger RNA. It is a transcript of the gene MET8, whose product is annotated as bifunctional precorrin-2 dehydrogenase/sirohydrochlorin ferrochelatase. Gene Ontology annotation, biological process: siroheme biosynthetic process. Bases 1 to 834 code for a protein of 277 amino acids. Gene Ontology annotation, molecular function: precorrin-2 dehydrogenase activity; protoporphyrin ferrochelatase activity. Lineage: Eukaryota; Fungi; Ascomycota; Pichiomycetes; Serinales; Debaryomycetaceae. The transcript has 2 exons. The record is from RefSeq and is a predicted model, not a curated record.
AUGGCAACACAGGCCAAGAUAACUGUUGUCACUGGCGAGACCAAAGAGCCCCACCCUUCAAUCCUCAAACUCAAUUCAGAAGGACGGAUACACAAUUUCGUGCAAAGAAACUAUGAAAACAAUGAUUUGAUCAUGUACGAAUCAACAAAACCAACAGUGAACUUCCGCAACAUCACACCCAAAGACUUUUCCGAAAUAUCAUCCUUGAGCAAUGAGACAUUUGCAUGUGUCUGUUGCUGCAUUGAUGAUUACGAAUUGAGCACAAAGAUUUACUACCAGUGCAAAUUGCUUCGACUACCAGUAAACAUUGCCGACAAGCCACCCUUGUGUGAUUUCUAUUUCGGCUCAAUGUUUAACAGAGACAAUUUGCAGAUCAUGAUUAGUACUAAUGGCAAGUCGCCAAGGCUAUCCAAAAUGAUCAAAGAUAAUAUCGCAAAGGAGUUUGAUGGCGUCGACUUGAACAAUGCAAUUGAGAAUUUGGGCAUGAUAAGGUCACGGUUGAGACAGUUGAUCUUGAUAGACGACGACUUGGUAACGAUCGAUACGAGGAUGAAUUGGAUCAAAACAUUGACUGAUUUUUUCACGUUAAAGCAAUGGUCUGAGCUACAGUUGGUUCCUGAAACUUUACUGGAGCCACCACACGAUAAUAGGUUCAUGUAUGUUGAUCGAAUAAUAAAGUAUUUCCCAGAUUACCCACCUCAAAACUACGAGACAUUUAAAAGUACAAUCUUCGAAAGUGAAAUAGAAGAAGAUAAAGAAGAUGAUGAAGAUGAUGAUAAAGAAGGACAGGUAAAAGAAGUAGAGACUAGUUUGGAGAACCUAAGUAUAGAAUAA